AUGGAAGACCUGACUCAACGAGCACUCCCACCACCAGCGGAUGGUGUUGACCCUGGUCGUAAUUGGCAGCAGGGCGCACGGGGCGCACAGGGCAGCAGGGCAGCAGGGCGCGCGGGGCGCACAGGGCUGCAGGGCGCGCGGGGCGCACAGGGCAGCAAGGCAGCAGGGCGCACGGGGCGCACAGGGCAGCAGGGCGCGCGGGGCGCAGCAGGGCUGCAGGGCGCGCGGGGCGCACAGGGCAGCAAGGCAGCAGGGCGCACGGGGCGCACAGGGCAGCAGGGCGCGCGGGGCGCAGCAGGGCUGGCGGGCGGGGGGGGCAGGCAGGUGCUGCAGGUCCCCUCCCCCCACUGCCGCAUCCGCUCCAGGGGGAUGGCAGAUCCCCUCCCCCCCACUGCUGCACCCGCAGCAGGGGGAGGGAGAGGAGAAAAGGGCGGAGAGGAGGGGGUCCAGGGGCGGCUGCUCCAGGGGCCAGGGGCCAGGGGCGGCUGCUGA
This is a messenger RNA of Closterium sp. Naga37s-1, 492 nucleotides long. NCBI's taxonomy places the organism in Eukaryota, Viridiplantae, Streptophyta, Zygnematophyceae, Desmidiales, Closteriaceae. The record is from the annotation of a GenBank genome assembly.